CUGUGCUGUGGUUGUGCUUGGUGAAAUUUUCUGUAGUGCCUUUAACGGAUUUAAAAAAAAAACGGUGAGACGAUGAAGAACAGGAUAUGUUUUUUCGUAAUUCUUGCAAGCGCAGCAACAGUUACCUGUAUUCCACCUCCACACCCAGCUGUUGUGGCAGUUCGACAUGCAGAAGAACUUCUUCCACCACAGCAAAGAAGUCCAGCUCUGCGUAAUCCACAUCUGCUCCAUGCUUUACAGUUGACUAGUCUCCUCCAUCAUGGAGAAACUCCGGUAUUUGAACGCGAGGCAGACAGCGUGCCCCGUCGAGAGAUCUACAAUAUCCUAACUCAUGCUGGUUUCAUCGGCCGCCAGCACCUCAGGAAUCAAUCGCCGGCCAAACAUUCAGUUCAUCCACAUGCUUACCCUCCCAGCCAUGAGUCGCCAUUUGUGUUUAAUUCGGAUGCUUUGCAGUAUUUGUGA
Molecule: messenger RNA, 462 nt
Organism: Pararge aegeria (speckled wood butterfly)
Lineage: Eukaryota; Metazoa; Arthropoda; Insecta; Lepidoptera; Nymphalidae
Exons: 3
Coding region: 73-462 (129 amino acids)
Source: RefSeq, a predicted model, not a curated record